This is a messenger RNA of Aspergillus lentulus, 666 nucleotides long. NCBI's taxonomy places the organism in Eukaryota, Fungi, Ascomycota, Eurotiomycetes, Eurotiales, Aspergillaceae. The record is from RefSeq and is a predicted model, not a curated record.
AUGGAUCUGCAGGGCGAUUGCUCGCUUGAUUUAGAUCCCCUUGAUAUUGUUAUUCAACAGGAGAUCAGCCGCUCGGAAGCUUCGACGGUAUUCGAAGUACAAAUAUGUGGGAAGACACGCGUGAUGAAGCUGUUCCAUGAUAAUGGUGAUCCAGGGUAUAGCGAAAGAGGCCGAGACCUGAAUCGUUUCCGCUGCGAGCUAAAUGCAUAUCGUAACCUUCUUAAAUUCGGCGUGUGUGAGCGUGGCUUUGUUCCGUUCUUUCACGGCUGCAUCGAUCGCCUGGAUCCAUCCCAUUUCCACCAACAGCUAAAUCAUUUCAAGGACGAUAAAUUUCUACCGAGGGCGAUUGUACUCGAGUACUUCCCGGAAGCCGAACGGCUGAAUUGCCUGAGUUAUUCCGACGAUCUGUUUCGCUCCGCGGUUGAUGGGAUCAGAGAGAUCCACGGAGCACUUAUCCAUCACCAUGACGUCUAUCCCAAGAAUAUGCUCGUUGUAUCCGGCACUAAACUUGUAUGGAUUGAUUUCGAUGUUGCAACAACAUUCAAAGAUAUGGGCAUUCGUGAGAAAGCAUACUGCGAGCAUGAAGUCAAGCUUGUCAAGAGUUUUGGAGAGCUGUUGAAAGAUGAUCAGUUACAGGGCCUACCCCCCAACACAAAGUAUUAUUGA